Messenger RNA from Notechis scutatus (mainland tiger snake), 1340 nucleotides. Lineage: Eukaryota; Metazoa; Chordata; Lepidosauria; Squamata; Elapidae. The record is from RefSeq and is a predicted model, not a curated record.
UCUCCAUUGUCCGUCAUUGUUGCAGAUGGCCUUGGGGGAAUCGGCAUGGGACUGGGGCCGGGUGGAAUACCGAUCGAUGCCAAUCACCUGAACAAAGGCCUGGCCAUGGGCAACCUCGGCCCUGGAGGGAUGGGGAUCGAAGGCUUGGGCUUCGGAAUGAAUAAAAUGGGAGGGAUGGAGGGUCCCUUCAGUGGAAUGGAGAGCCUGGGCCGUUUUCCUUCCGGAAUGAACCUUGGCCGGAUGAGUGAAAUGGACCGUGCCAUCGGAGGGGGAUUCGAAAGAGACUUCCCGAGAAAUGAAAUGGGGAUGCCCCGUAGUUUUGGAGACACCCUGGAGAGAGGCAUAGGGGGUGGCGGUGGUGGCGCCACGAUCCCGGCCAUUGACCGCAUGGCCCCAGGACUGGACCGCAUGGCCAGCAGCAUUGACAGGCUCCCCAGCGGCCUGGGCCACGGGAUCGAGCGCGUGGGCUCCGAGAUGGACCGCAUGGGGCUAGUGCUGGACCGCAUGGGCUCCGGAGUAGAUAGGAUGGGCUCGGGCAUCGACCGCAUGGCCCCCCUGGGCUUAGACCACCUGGCCUCCAGCAUCGACCGCAUGGGCCCCGGGAUGGACCGGAUGGGGGCCGGCUUGGGCUUCGGCCUGGACCGCAUGGGCUCCACCCUCGACCGCGUGGGCAGCGCCAUGGACAGGAUGGGCAGCGGGGUCGACCGCAUGGGCCUGGGCUUGGACCGCAUGGUCCCGGCGGGGAUGGGCCCCGUGAUGGAUAGGAUGCCGGCCGGGCUGGACCGCCUCGGAGCGGCCCCCAUGGACCGCAUGGGGCUGGACCGGCUGGCGGCCCCCCUGGACCGCAUGGGGCUGGACCGCAUGGGGGCAGCUGCCAACAGCAUGGACCGCAUGGGGCCGGCCUUGAGCCAGGGCAUGGGGGCGGGCCUAGACAGGAUAGGGCUGCCCUUGGGGAGCUCCUUCGAGAGGACCAUGGAGAUGGAGCGCGGGAACUUCGCGGCCGGAAACUUCACCAGCGCCCUGGGAGCUGGAGGGCCCGUGGCUGCCGCCGGCGGAGUGGCCAGGAAGGCUUGCCAGAUUUUUGUGAGAAACCUCCCUUUUGACUUCACGUGGAAAAUGCUGAAGGACAAGUUCAAUGAAUGCGGGCACGUGCUGUACGCCGACAUCAAAAUGGAGAACGGGAAGUCCAAAGGCUGCGGAGUGGUCCGGUUCGAGUCUCCCGAGGUGGCCGAGCGAGCCUGCCGGAUGAUGAACGGCAUUCAGCUCCGUGGCCGAGAAAUCGAUGUCCGGAUUGACCGGAAUGCUUAAAGAGCCCACCCUUCCUUUUUUUUUUUUUUAAA